This is a messenger RNA of Dracunculus medinensis (Guinea worm), 870 nucleotides long. NCBI's taxonomy places the organism in Eukaryota, Metazoa, Nematoda, Chromadorea, Rhabditida, Dracunculidae. The record is from the annotation of a GenBank genome assembly.
AUGUCAGCUAUAAUAGUUAAAGCUGUUCAACCGGUGAAAGAAAAGGUAUUAAGCCUCCUGGAAAAAAUCAAAAAAAUGGAUUUGGAGAAAAUGGAUCCAAUGAUGACUCCAGAAGAAAUCCAAGAGCAACACGAAACAAGAAAACGAAUUAUCAACGAGAAAAUGAUGCGCCUCGAAUCAUAUCUGGAAUCUCUCGAAACGACCAAUAAAGAGUGGAAGCAGUAUAUUCAACAAAUUUCCUCACCGCAAAAAAGGAGAGAGGAAGAAGAAAAAUACGCACAAAUGGUGGACGAUGAAACAGGUAUUUUAAGAUUAAUUAGUGAUAGUAAAGAUGUAAUAAUCACUCUUAAAAUGUAUGAAAAGGAUUCAGAGAUGCUCCAACGCUUAGAAAAAAGCACUGAAAAAGGAGUACUGACUCGACAGAACGAAACGAUACCAUCAGCAAAUCACACAACAGUGAAUUUGCCCCAGUUACCGUUACCAAUAUUUGACGGUAACCCAAAGUUAUGGAGAGGAUUUUGGAGUAGCUUUGAUGCUGCAAUUCACCUCCAAAACAUCCUAGAUAUCCAAAAAUUAAAUUAUCUUAUUGCUUGUUUGAAAGGUGAUGCCUUACAAGCUGUAAGGGGAUAUGAUAUAACCCCAGAAAAUUACAAUGUUAUCAGAACGGUUUUUGUCGAAAAAUUUGGUCAAUCAUAUAUAAUCAAGAGGUCACUCUAUAAUGAACUGUACUCGACCAAAAAGAAUGAUCGGGAAUGGAGAGUGACAAUUGAAAGUAUCGAAAGAAUACUGCGACAGCUGGAAGCCAUGGGCGAGAACCUGGAGCAGUCAAGUAUUGAAAUAAUAGUUGAAAGCAGACUGCCAGCAUGGAUU